Molecule: messenger RNA, 809 nt
Organism: Meloidogyne enterolobii
Lineage: Eukaryota; Metazoa; Nematoda; Chromadorea; Rhabditida; Meloidogynidae
Source: the annotation of a GenBank genome assembly
UGUCAGAGCAAAUCACCGACCGACAAAAAUACCGUCCACACACUAGAGUAUAAAAUACCGUCCAUUUGCUUUGAGCAAAAACCCCAUCACUCCAUCCUUCGGUCAUUUUUCCUUCAAUUAAGAUUAAGAAGGAAGAGUAACAUGCAUUUAGUAUGUCUGACCAUUUUUUACAUCAAGGAAAGGAUGACUUGCGGAUAAAAAGUUGCAGACUUUGUCGGAAUAACCGAAAAGUACCAUUAAUUUUUAGUUGGAACUCGGUUAAUUUGACGCUUUGCUAUCAUACUAAAUUUGGCGAUCAGAUAAAAAAUAAUCCAAAAAGUGAUUACGCUAAGGCUUGUAGCACAAAUAAAGAUGACGAUGAAUAUGAAAAACACGGAAUUGAAUUUAGAGUUUAUGCGACCAGAAUUGGAUUUAAAAAUUUUAGUGAUAAUUAUUGGAUUAAAUUUGGUGUCAAUGUUAAAGUUGGGGUUUCCUUUUCAGAGAAAACGAUUCAAUUUGGCAAAACAAUUAAAGUAACUGGGAGAAUUGAAAGUUAUCCUGAUGAAGAACCCUAUCUCGGCAUAUUAAAUAGAACAGAAAAUAAUAUUAAAUUAUUUUCAAUACAAUUGGGAACUAAUGGAAUGAAUUUUGCAAUUCUGGCUGAUGAAAUAAAUGGAAAUGUUUAUGAUUAUGGAAGUUCUGUUCUUGCUAAUCUUGAGCAUAAAAACAUUCAAGAAAUUGUGGAAGAGGUAGAUUAUAAAUUUUGUUACGGGAAGAUUGUAAAGAAAGGAAAAAUCGGUAAUAAAAUAACACAUAUAUUCCUCGUCUAG